AACCCAACCACAUUGGACUCUCAAGCUCUCAGUGACGGACGCCAGGCGUCAUUGAGACACAGAACUUUAAAACUGUGGGUGAGAACAAAACUGUGCUGAACAAAAUUAAAUUGAAAUUAAAAAAAUCGAUAUAGUGUAAUGUCUGCGGUUGAUCGUCACACGUAAAACUUCGACAAAUAAAAGUGUGCGAGUUAAAAUUGUUGUCUUCUUAUUUGUUAGUUUGUUUUUUAAUGUGAAAAUAUACGACAAACUGGAUGAUUUUUCGAUCAUUGAAAGGAGUACGUGAUUUUAAUGAAGAAAAAUAGAAAAUUUUAUCUUCCUGAUUUUCUGUUUCUUUAUUUGUGUAAAAAUGAUGAAAAUUUUUUUUUUUUUUUUGUUCGAUAAGAAAAUAAACAAAGCUAUAUAUACAUCUUUGCUAUAACAACUAACAUAUUGAUAAUUCAAUGCCAGUCGGACUGGCGGGAUUGAAAAUUUUCUGAACAAGAGCCAAACGACCUCUGCAUAUAUACAAGUACGUGUGUAUAUCUGUAUAUGUUAUGUUGCUGCAACUAUAACGAGAAACACUCACGCGGUUUUCAUUUUCAACUCCAUCCUAAAUAUACGUAAACUAACGUCGAACAUUUUAAAUAUAAUCAUUCGAAUCGCAGUAAAAUUUUACAAUUAAUCCCUGUUUCUUUUGUGGUGUCCUCGUACAGUGUUUUCCAACUGAUAACCCACGCGGAUAGAAAGAGAAGAGAAAUUGCCUCUUUUUUUUUCAUGUGUGUGUUCGAUAGUGAUUCCGUUUUAUUGAACAAUCUUCUUUUCUCUGUUUUACUUGAAGUGCUAUCGUACAAUGGUAUUAUUAAUAGAAGAGCUUUAGGAAAAUGUGACGUAAAAGGGAAAGAAGAAGAAAAAAAAUAGGGCAAUAUCGAGUGAAGUGAGUCCGCCAACCUCGGAAGCAACAGGGAAAACACCUUUACCCCGUAGCCAUAAAACACACCUGUGUUUGACUAGAUCUCACAGUAUUCUUGUUCUCCAUUUAAAUGGAGAGAAGGUAUUACGUCACCUCUUGAAUGAUCGAGGCCUGAACAACACACAGGUUCUGUUAUACCUGCCUACUCAAUUUGAAAAAAUUCGUCUGACCUCACGUGACAUUUUAUAUUUUACAACGAACUGUUUUCUAUUUAUCUAUUCGUAAUAUAUAUUCAUCGCGUUCGUGAAGAGUCGAAAGUGUUGUCAUAACAUUUGGAGGAUACCAAGGGGAAAAGAAUAAAAAAAAAUCGCGUCCAAAAUGGACUCGUGUUUUCCGCCACUUGCGGCCUUGAGUCUGAGAGAUCAUCCGAAAAAGUCAAGCGGGACCCAAAAUUUGGCAAAAAAUCGUCACAGCAGCGGCGAUAACAAUUCUAGCGCCAAUAAUGGUAUAAUUAACGGUGGAAAUACACCGGGAAAAAUUGAAAUUCUACAGGAUCUGGAUCUUUACUACAUCAGACAAAUUGCCCACAAUCUCAAGGAAUAUGAUCUCGAACAAAAAAUCGAAGUUGAGAUUAAAAUGCGGGAGGGAUCGGCGAGACUUUUGGCCGCAGCUAGACACAGGGCACAAAGUCUCGAGGCCGCGAGGGCAUUGCUGACAUCGAAUGAACGAAUGUCAGCUUAUAUGGCGGAACUUCAACGACGAAAGAAAGAACCCUCGAACAAACCAAGUUUACCUGUCAGCACUGCAAGGGUUUCACUUUCGGAUCUUCGGGUACCUCUGAUGUGGAGGGAUUCGGAUCACUUCAAAAAUCGUGGAGAUUAUCGAAGAUUCGCAGUCUUUUGCUUAGCUCGUGUCGGUACCGAAAUUCAUGACACCGCACUUCUUUGCCCAGUAGACAGAGCCCUCACCGACGUCACCUUCCCCGAUAUCCUCGUCUUCAACAAUGUGCCGGCGGAUUUUGAGGUCACGCUUGAAAUAUACAGCCACAUCCUGCAGGAAGAUCUAAGCAUUGCAAGUACGCCGCGGAGAAUCAAGAGAUCGAUUCAUUCCUCAAUAUCCAGAACCGUUGGGAAAAAACUCGCCGCUUCAUUGAGAGAUGAAUUGAACUCUGGAAAAAUUGGACCACAUUUUGAACUUAUGGCUUCUGCAAGACUUACGUUAGACGACACUGAGGAUAAUAUUCAUACUCACGAUCUAGUUCUCAAUAACUUAGAAAAUAAAAGCCACUCGCUUCCUUUGUUCGGACACUUUUGCUGCCGGCUGGCCGCGCAACCCGAAUGUGUUACCAAAGAAGCAUGCAGCGGUCACGUUGUACUAGAUGGACGUAGUUGCUGGGCUAGAAUUCAAGGAUUUACCCUGCAGGCUUGGGACUCCAGAAAACUUGCCGAAGAGGACCAGAACCCGUGGUGCAACGUACCGAUCAACAGAGAAACACUAAUCCAACCCUCAAAGUCGUUGUCGAGAGAACUCCGGAUCAGCAACACCAUUGAUGGUACGGAAAAGAUAACUAUUAUAAAAUUGGACACCGCCGAUGAGGCUCAAAAGUGGGUAAGGCAGCUCGUGGCACACGCAAAAGAUCACUUAAGGUGGAAACACGCAGCCGAAACUAUCCAAGAAGUACCAUCUGUAGAAAGUGCAAGGAACUCCUUCAUUAGUAAUAAAAGACAGGGUUCUCUUUACGACGAAACCCCAUUGAUAGAAUCUGUUCAAUCGGAUUAUACGGCAACACGUCCGACCGUUCAAGAAAUAUUCGGCUUGACACCCAGCACGAGUUUGAGUAGCUGCAGCUCCACGAGCAGCCCUCCGAGCCUCAGAUCUAGGUCAUUGAGCACGAGUGGAUCGAGAAAAUUAGGGACUAAUACUCUACGAUCACAUUGGCCAUUCUCAAAUAAAAGUCACGACUAAAUUUAACGUCCCUUCAAAUAGCUUUUGGACUUAGAGCGCCAAUUGAGGAUUAAUAAUCAAAAAUUUGAGUUCUUCAUACAUAGAUAAAUAUUGACUCAAACGACGACUUAAUCAUUAAAAUUACAGAGCAGCGUUUGAUUAUGUAAUUGCUUGCGUGUAGAACACGCUCAAGACUGAAUUACGUUUAUUGAAGGGAUGACCGAAGCUAUUGGGUGUCCAUCGAAAUUGCAUUUACGAGAAAGAGAAGGUGAAAAUGAAAAAGUAAACUACAGAAAAAUUAUUCGGUAGAAGCGGAAUGAAAAUUCUUAGUAGACAAGAUAUGAUAUUAAUUAAUCCGGAAGAAAUCUCCAACAAUACUCAAUAUUUUCUUUGAAUUGAAACAAACGAAAGAACAAAAUAAUUUUUACUUUGAAACCGGGUACUUCUUCAUUCGUUUUAUCCUUAUUUAAUAUUAUUAGGUUUUUUUUGUUUGACCUUUAGGUUUUUCGGUUUUAUGAUUGUUUCGCGCAAAUAAACCACGUUUACUUGCGUCGAGCGACGUACUGCGGUAAAAAAGAUGUUGCUUAGGUUCGACUAGAGUUGAAAAGUUUAACGAAUUUAUUCUGAGAGGUAACAAAGUGGUCCAUCACGAAGUGCUCUUUAAAAUUCUUAGACUUCUAGGGAAUAGGUGAUAAUCAUUCGUGAUAAACCCAUGAAAUUUUUCUUCAUAUCUUGCGAAUAUAGAUAAAAAAGGAGAGUACGUUUGCCAGUAAUAUUCAUAGUAUCGUAUUCUCCGAUGUGUAAUCAUCAUUCAUGUUUGAAAGUUUAUUCACAGAGGGAAUUGGGAAGUCUAUACUUUCCUCUUUUCAAAAUUCACUUAUUAAUGCGAAUUUUGUCAUCGAAUAUGCACUGAACUGUCGUAUAUUCUCUAUCGUAAAUUAUAGAGUGUUUAAUCCGAUAUGAUAGCCACCUGUUUAGAAGUAUUCUGCUAUUAAUGAUUGUGCGAAUUUGUCCGUAAGUAGACAUAACUAAUGAAUCGUUAGUUUGAAACUCAGUACAAGUGUACGCAUAAUCUUAGCGAACUGCCAUAAUACGUGUAAUCAAUAGCCAUCAGUUGUCUUUUCGUUACUUUCUAAUAAUUACCCUAUUUCUUUUCAUUGCUGUUUUUUUGUUAUUAACUUUUUUCAUGAUAGGAAAAAAUUUUCGUUUCGCGUUUAUACAUGGGUUCAUAAAUUUUCUUCUCGAAAAUAAGUAGUAAAAUAUCUUUUCUUUGAUAUCGCUGUAGGUAAAAUAAAUCAAUAAAUAUGAACGUUUUGUACGUAGAUUUUUUCAUCGCCUUGUAAUUCCAACGUCAAAAAAGUAUACAAUGACUAUAAAAAUUAUUAUUACAAAAUAAUCAAGAAUAUGAUGAUAUUAAUAUUGUAAUCUCUAUACUUUAUAUAAUAAUUAUAAUAAGAUGAUAUAUCUACCACACAUAUAAUGAUUUCUAUACAUGUAAUAAAGCCAGAGUAUUUAUAA
Messenger RNA from Athalia rosae (coleseed sawfly), 4354 nucleotides. Its product is annotated as rhotekin-like. The coding region runs from base 1271 to 2857 and encodes 528 amino acids. The transcript has 8 exons. Gene Ontology annotation, cellular component: actomyosin contractile ring. Gene Ontology annotation, biological process: actomyosin contractile ring assembly; mitotic cytokinesis; septin ring organization. The record is from RefSeq and is a predicted model, not a curated record. NCBI's taxonomy places the organism in Eukaryota, Metazoa, Arthropoda, Insecta, Hymenoptera, Athaliidae.